Molecule: messenger RNA, 2067 nt
Organism: Rotaria sp. Silwood1
Lineage: Eukaryota; Metazoa; Rotifera; Eurotatoria; Philodinida; Philodinidae
Source: the annotation of a GenBank genome assembly
AUGGGAUCGUCAGGAAGUAAACAAUCUUAUGAUGUAUCUGACUAUCAACCUAGACAAAUAUUUACUGAUCCAUCAUCAUAUAAUAUAGAUAAAAACGAACAUUAUUCGAAUGAUAUUUUACAACCAGCUACUCGUCAAUUCCAUCCAGCUGCUCCAUUAAUAAUGCCAAUUCAAUCAACAGUUAAAUGUAAUCAAUGUGGAAUGAUAUUUGCAAAUGAUGAAGUUUUAUUUAAACAUAAAGCAAGAUUUUGUAUUGGUAAUAAAAGUUCUGACAUUAGAAGAAAACCAAAUUAUUUAGAUAAUGCGGAAAUUAAUAAUUAUACAAGAGAAAAUUAUCUAACUAAUCAACCAACAUUAAGAAAAGUUGUUACACAUUCAUCACCUGUUGAAAAAAAAAUAGACGAAGUAAAAGAAUGGAAAACUCAACGAUCUAUUCUUCAAAGUGUACAAGAUAUGGAAGAUAGAAUUUUAAUUGAUUCACAUAAAACACAAAAAUUGGCAAAUGAUCUUAAGAAACGAACGCAAGAUUAUAAUCACAUUCUAGCUGAAUAUGAACAAUUACAAGCACAAGAACGUGAUCUUCUUAGAGAAAUGUUUAAUUUACAAGGACAAUCUAGAUUAUAUUUUAAUCAACCAAAUGAUUUAACUAAAUAUGAAAGAAAUCAAUUAGAAGUUCUACAUCGACAAAAUACUCGUCUACGACAAGAACGUCAAAUUAUUCAAAAUAAACUUGAAGACUUUAUCGUUCGUGAUAGUCAAUCAUCCUUGACCCCGAAUCAUGAAUCACAUAAAUUAUUAAGUGAUAUGAAAGAACAACAAGAUCAAAAUGAAAAAGCUUUAAUAUAUUUACGAAGACGUCUUGUGUAUCAUAAUAGUUCAUUAAGAACUUCAAAUGAUAGUCCAUCUUUACCACAUAUUCAUUCUUCUGAACGAGCUGCAAGUGAUGAUGUCAAAUCUUUACGUAAUGUAUAUUUACAAUCGGGUGGCUAUGAUCCUAAUGUUCUUACACAAUAUAAUGAUCUUGAACAUAGAUUACGCUAUUAUGAAUAUUAUCCAUGGAUGAAAGAUUAUCCUGAACCAUUAAAACAAUAUCGAUAUCGUCCAGUUCUUCUAAUUGAACCUACACCUGAUAAAUUAACAUUAGUUAAAAAUGAAAAAGAACGUCUUCAAACUGAACUUAAUGAUAUGCAACAUAAAUUUCAAAGACUUGAUUCACGUACUCGACAAUUAGAAUUAACUUUAGCAACAAAUGGAAUACUAGAUCCUAAAUCAAAUAGAAAUGAUUAUACUUAUCCAUCAUCAACCAUUGAUCGUUAUCAACCAAAAAGUUCUUUAAAGCCAACAUCUUCUCGUCAAAUUUAUACAAAUACAGAUUAUAAUCCAUUUGAUCAACGUCGAGAUUUUUAUCAAUCAUCAUUACCUAUACUUGAUAAUGAUAUAACAUCACGUGGAAUUCAAUCAAAAAAUCGUUCUAAGUCGAAUACGAAUAAAUUAUUGGAUCCAUUAGAUCCACAACCAUAUGAUCCAUUUGCUGGUUUUGUAUUACUUUUUGAUUUUAUUACUAAUUUUCAUCCAACAAUUGAAAAAUGUCGACUUAUAACAUGUCUUCAUCAUGCACAAUCAGGACUUGGUGAACCAUCAUAUUUAGAAACAUUCAGAUGUGAAUUAUAUAUUAAUCAUACAUCUGGCGAACAAAUGGGUGUUGUUUUACUUGCUACUAGACAACCUGUACCAAGUUGUCCACCACAGCAAGCAUUAUCAGUUGUUAUUGAAAUACAAACAACAGCAAAACAAAAUCCAAAUGAACCAUUACGUACAAAUGCUUGGACUAAAUUACCAUUAUUUGACCAUAAGAAUCGUUUAUUGAGUGGUCGAUGGAAAGUACCAUUAAGAUCAUUACCUAUUUUACAUAAUGAAAGUUUUCCUAGUAUUAAUACAUUGCCAACAUUUGGCCGUGCUGAAUUACAUUAUCGACUAGUCAAUUUCAAAGAUGCAGCUAAUCAAUCAAAUAUACCCUUAUCACUUAAUCAUCGAGAUCUAUACAUUUAUCCUCCACAAGUAAAUUAA